AUGUCGAUGGAUUUGGAUGCGCCGGUCCCUAUCGCUGCGCAGGACCAUGUAGCUGCGACUAUCCUCUGUUGUAACUGCGGUGCCCCGAUCGAUGGAACAACAGCCGCCGGUGCGCUUUGUCAAGACUGUGUUAGAUCGACUGUCGAUAUUUCCGAAGGUAUUCAAAGAGAGGCGGUUGUCCAUACUUGCAGAGAUUGUGAGCGAUGGCUUCUACCCCCCAACAGCUGGGUCAGUGCAGCGCUUGAGUCAAAAGAGUUGUUGGCGCUAUGUCUGCGCAAGCUUCGUGGCCUGACGAAGGUCCGGAUCAUCGAUGCCAGUUUCAUCUGGACUGAACCUCACUCGAGACGUAUCAAAGUCAAAAUCACCAUUCAACAGGAGGUGGCCGCAGGGACAAUUCUGCAACAGGCAUUUGUUGUCGAGUAUGUCGUUCAUUACCAACAAUGUUCCGACUGUCUUCGUUCGUUUUCCCCACAUACGUGGGUCGCAUCAGUUCAAGUACGACAGAAGGUUCCGCAUAAGCGAACAUUCCUUUAUCUAGAACAGCUUAUUCUUCGUCACCGCGCGCAUCAAGAAACCAAUAACAUCAAAGAAGCAAAGGACGGAUUGGACUUCUACUUCAGCCAGAGAAGCCAUGCAGAGAAGAUGGUUGAGUUCCUUUCUUCAGUUGUACCUGUCAAGUUCUCCUACUCGGUCGAAAUAGUUCCUAUUUGCAAGGAUGACCUUGUUGCUAUCCCUAUCAAGUUAGCCCGGUCGAUAGGCAAUAUCUCGCCACUGACACUAUGCUACCGAAUCGGAACUACAAUUCAACUCUUGGAUCCCAACACGCUUCAGACAGCCGAGGUUCCCGGCGCGACCUACUGGAGAUCGCCGUUCAAGAACCUCGCGGAUGUCACUGAAUUGGUUGAGUUCAUCGUCAUGGAUAUUGAGCCGGUGGGCAGGUCAAAUGGGCGAUUCCACCUUGCCGAAGCGACCGUUGCCCGCGCGUCGGACUUGGGCUCCAACGACCAGACCUACUUUACCCGUACUCAUCUAGGCGGAAUCCUCCAUGUUGGAGACUCUGUUCUAGGCUACCAUCUGACUGGCACAAUGUUCAACGACCCCAAUUACGAUGCUAUUGAGGCCAGUAGCCAAUACAGCUCCACGAUUCCAGAUGUAGUCCUUGUCAAGAAGCACUACAUGCGCAAGAAGAACAAGACCCGCAACUGGCGGGUCAAGCGUAUGGCUCGUGAGCACGAGGAGGAAGCACUGCAAGCCCCUACCGGCGGAAGCCGCAAGCAGGAGCAGGAACGCGAGCGUCUCGAAGCCGAUUUCGAAAUGUUCCUUCGCGACGUCGAGGAAGACCAGGAGCUACGGGGCACUAUCGAGCUGUACAAGGCCCGGAAGAACCAGAAUGCGGGUGGUAUGGAGAUGGAUGAAGACAGCGAGGAUGAGGGCGUGCCCAAGAUCAACAUGGACGAGUUGCUUGAUGACUUUGAUGAGCUGAACAUGAACGAUGACGCAUAA
Molecule: messenger RNA, 1503 nt
Organism: Aspergillus nomiae NRRL 13137
Lineage: Eukaryota; Fungi; Ascomycota; Eurotiomycetes; Eurotiales; Aspergillaceae
Product: ribosome-binding protein NMD3
Exons: 5
Coding region: 1-1503 (500 amino acids)
Biological process (GO): ribosomal large subunit export from nucleus
Cellular component (GO): nucleus; cytoplasm
Molecular function (GO): ribosomal large subunit binding
Source: RefSeq, a predicted model, not a curated record